GUCAUUCUUUAUCGCAUUCUGGUGAGAAUUUUCUCGAAUUUGAAGUGUCAGUUCUAGACUUCGUAUUGCUUGUUUGAACUCCGCGAACAAAUUAGUGAAAUAAAGAAAGGUUUGCUAAGUGAAAACAUAAGAUAGUUAAACGUUAAUAUUUUACUGCAAGUGCAUCUUGGUUUGAUCAGUUGUUAGAAGAAACUAAUUAUGGAUCAGGCGAAUCAGUUAAAGGAGAAGGGUAAUGCGGCAUUAGCAGCGGGGAAGUUGGACGAUGCCGUGAAAUACUAUACGGAGGCUAUUGCCGUGGAUCCUAGUAACCACGUUCUCUAUAGCAACCGGUCGGCAGCUCACGCUAAGGCGCAGAACUACGAAGCAGCUUUGGAGGAUGCUAACCAGACCAUCGCCCUGAACCCUACAUGGACCAAGGGCUACUCCCGUAAAGGUUCUGCCCUGGCGUACUUGGGCCGACAUGAUGAAGCGAUAGAGACUUACAACAAGGGCUUAGAGCUGGACCCCAACAAUGAACAGUUGGCCACAGGCUUGGCUGAUGUACAGCAGACAAUUAUUGACAAUAAGGUCAAAUUGGAACAGGUGCUUGAUAAGCUCAGGAGUAACCCUAAAACGAGGGACUGGUUAAAUGAUCCGGAAUACUGCAAAAUAGUUGAAAAAAUAGUUCAGAAUCCCUUCGAUGUCCAAAGGCUGGGCAACAUGUUAGAAGACAAACGAGUUCUCACCACAAUUAGCAUUAUGUUUGGCUUAGACGCUCAAAUGCCUAUGGACGUAGACCCACCAGCACCUGAGAAAAAGACUGAGGAGCCACCUAAGAAGCAGGAGCCUGAGAAACCGAAGUAUGAUGACCUACCAGAGAACAGAAGGCUUGCGUUACAAGAGAAGGACCAAGGGAAUGAAUGUUAUAAGAAGAAAGACUUUGAUAAUGCUCUGAAACAUUACCAGAAGGCAGUAGAACAUGAUCCCACUGAUAUUACCUUUUACACAAACAUGGCCGCUGUCUAUUUUGAACAGAAAGAGUAUGAGAAAUGUAUUAAGGAGUGCGAGAAGGCUAUUGAUAUUGGAAGAGAAAAUAGAGCAGACUUCAAGCUAAUAGCCAAGGCUUUUACGAGGAUCGGCAAUGCAUACAAGAAGAUGGAACAGUGGAAACUAGCGAAGACUUACUUCGAGAAGUCCAUGUCUGAGCACCGCACUCCGGAGAUCAAGACCUUGCUGAGUGAGGUCGAGAGACGGAUAGUCGAGGAGGAGAAGAAGGCCUACAUCGACCCGGUGAAGGCUGAGCAGGAGAAGGAACUUGGCAACGAUUUCUUCAAGAAGGGAGACUACAGUACUGCAGUGAAGCAUUACACUGAAGCCAUCAAGCGCAACCCUGAUGACCCGAAGCUGUACUCCAACCGUGCCGCCUGCUACACCAAGCUCGCUGCCUUCGACCUCGGCCUCAAAGACUGCGACCAGUGCUGCAAACUGGACCCUAAGUUUAUCAAGGGAUGGAUCCGAAAGGGAAAGAUUCUUCAGGGCAUGCAACAGCACUCCAAAGCUUUAACUGCAUACCAGAAGGCCCUCGAGCUGGACCCAAGCAAUGGCGAGGCGUUGGAGGGCUACCGUGCCUGCUCCACCCAGCUGAAUUCCAACCCUGAGGAGGUGCGCAAACGCGCAAUGGCUGACCCAGAAGUGCAGCAAAUCCUCCGCGACCCAGCCAUGCGCUGCAUCCUCGAACAGAUGCAACAAGAUCCCCACGCCUUACAGGACCACCUCAAGAACCCAGACAUUGCCGCCAAGAUUCAGAAGCUUCUAGAAUCCGGCCUCAUCGCUAUACAUUAGUUUACGAAUACCUUGUCUAGAGAUUAGGUUUAUAUAAAUUAGUAUUCGAAUCGAUUAGAAAAACUUACUAUUUCAGCGAAUAUUUUGUUGCUGGCAACAUUUCUCAGAUUAUUUUAUUUGUACACGGGUAGGAGAAUUUGCAUUUAGCAAAACGAUUAAAUAAACUUUAUAUCCAGCACAGGAUACGGUUUUUUUAAUCGAUUCGGGUAUACAUUCAGAGUCUCGCCAUCUCGGAUACUUUAACACGGAGAUCGAGUUUUGAAAUGGAUUUUCGCCUACCAAAUGUUGAAUGAAACUUAAUUAGGUAUUUAAAAGUCAUCGCUUUUUUACUGUGAUUUUACUCAGUUUACAUGUAAUGCUUGUCUCAAAUUGUAGGCUUGUGGACCAUUCCAAAGUAUGCUUUUCAGUAAGUUUAAUGCAGUUUGGAUUUUUCGGUUUUAGGUUUUAUUUAGCGUACCUACUUAAUUUGAGGAAUAUCUAUUAUGCAGAUAUACUGCCUGAAUGGAAUUUUACAUUAAUAGCAUUUUUUGUAAUUUAUUCAAUAAUAAAGAAAUAUGUAGGCA
This is a messenger RNA of Spodoptera frugiperda (fall armyworm), 2384 nucleotides long. RefSeq names its product stress-induced-phosphoprotein 1 (gene Stip1). Lineage: Eukaryota; Metazoa; Arthropoda; Insecta; Lepidoptera; Noctuidae. The record is from RefSeq and is a predicted model, not a curated record. The transcript is spliced from 7 exons. The coding region runs from base 199 to 1821 and encodes 540 amino acids. Gene Ontology annotation, molecular function: Hsp90 protein binding.